Messenger RNA from Saccostrea cuccullata (small rock oyster), 1092 nucleotides. RefSeq lists its product as uncharacterized. Bases 367 to 1044 code for a protein of 225 amino acids. The transcript is spliced from 8 exons. The record is from RefSeq and is a predicted model, not a curated record. NCBI's taxonomy places the organism in Eukaryota, Metazoa, Mollusca, Bivalvia, Ostreida, Ostreidae.
UAUUUUUAUGUUUCCUUGUACGUGUAGAAAAAAUGUAAAAGGAUAAAAAAUGUCUAUAAACAUUAUCCACUUGUUCGGUCAAAUUGAUAAUAUAUCAGUACAAACUAGCCUCCUGUUGGUACAGUGUAGCACGGGGAUGUUUCAAUUUCCUGGAACAUUUCUUUGUUGGUCAUAUCCGCAUAUAUAAGUUUGACUCUAAGAACCUCAGCAUGUUCUUCUGCGAGUAGUUGGGAACAAGGUUUAGAGGGAUGCUUGGAACAAAGGAAACGACCCGUGACCCUCAGGGAUUCCUCACUGUUAAAGAAGGACACGUGGAUCUAUGGCGCGAGAUUCAAACUUUCUAUUGGUGGGGCCAUCAUAAUACAGAUGAGGCGACUUGAACAAGAGAAAAAGCUAAUAUGUGAAAACAGCUUUGAGAAAGAAAGUACCACGAGUGCGACCUCGAUUGUGUUCGGGAAGAACAGAUCCACUUUAGUAAGAGAACGACAAAAGAUGAAUCCCGGAAUACAGUACACGUUGUAUGAUGAUGAUUUUAAGGAUUACCCUGAUCCGGAUGAGUGUAUGAUGUAUGUUGUGGUUGACACACAAUUUGUGUUUAGAAAUUGCAGUACAAUACAAAGAGUUCAAUGCAUAAAUGAAACUAAUGAAAACUAUGUUGUAAGAGCGUGUUUUCAAAAGAACCCUGAUAGUUUUGACUGUAUGCCAGAAAUGAACGAGAUGAAAUCAACAAGAACAGCAGGGAAAUGUCCCUUACCUACUUUCUGCCUCUGGAAAGGUGUUUGUGAAAUCAUUCUUCUUGGAGGAAUUCUGUUUGUGUAUGCCAUCUUCAGUUUUAUUUGCAUAAAGUGCUGUACCAAAUACCAAGUGAGAAGAAUACUAAAGAACAAACGCAAUGAAGAUUUCUCAACUAAUUAUGUAGAUGACCCUAAGACACAGAUAUACACGUACUCCUAUAAAAGGGAACCCGAGGAAAAUUGGACAGUUCAAGAAAUUAAUUAUGCUUUUGUAGAUUGGGGUACAGGGUUUAAGAAUACAAGCGUAUAAUUCAGAAUGUGUAUAUUUCACAAUUAACUAGUGCAAUAAAAACAAGAG